Molecule: messenger RNA, 729 nt
Organism: Paramecium tetraurelia
Lineage: Eukaryota; Ciliophora; Oligohymenophorea; Peniculida; Parameciidae
Exons: 2
Source: RefSeq, a predicted model, not a curated record
AUGUCAAAUUAAGAAAUAAAUGAAUUAAAUGCCUUGUAAGUGUUGGAUUAUGAUAUAUUUGGCAAAUGCAAUGAUUUGAUGUCUUUUAUCAAAACAACACAACCUAUUUUGAGUAACGAUCCUUAAAUUAAAGUAAAAAUUGGAGCGGUGGCAAAAUUAAUUAAUAUGCUUCUGAAAUUAUUAAAGGACUCCGAUAGCUCACUCUUAUCAAAUCAACCAGAGUAUCACGAUAUCAUAUACAUAAUCAAUAAUAACCUUUAAUGGAAAAUCAAGCAAUAUGAAGAAUAAAUAAAAAAGAUGAGCACAAUAGAAUUUCAUUUUAUUUAGGUAAUUCAGCAUAAUUAUAUUUAGAGUUAUCUAUCUUUGGUUGAAUAAUUCUAGACCCUGAUUAAAGUAGGGAAUAUUAUUCAAGUUGUUAAUCAUCAUUAAGUAUUUAAGCUUAAUCUUCAAUUUCUGAUUAAUCGCUAAUUUCGAAGGUAGCACUCUGGAUUGUUUAUACUUUCCUUUUUGAUUUUCAAAAUUAUUGUUCCUCUUUUUGAAUUUAUUCAUCCUAAGUUGAGAAAUUGUCAUCCAUAUAUUCUUCAGUUUGAGCCCCAUGAUCCUCAUUAUUAGUAUUAGUAUCAUCCAAUAAUUAAUUGUCCAAUUAGGAAGUAUAAUUCAAAGUAUCAAUUUAAUUUUGUGGGAUGGGCAGUUAAUCAGUCAUAUUUUUUGAUUUCUUCGAUGAUUUGA